GAAACCAGUGGCAUUCAAGAUUCUGCGGUAAACGAGGGCGAAAUACGGCACACCAAUAAGACUCAUCAGUACCUGUUAACUGGACAGAAAACACCUUACGGUUCAUGAAAUGUCCAGCACGCCAACAAACGUGGUAAAGUCUAUGGAACAAGAUGGAACUGCAAGUACACCAGAUCACCAUACAAAUGGAGCCACCAUCCAAAUCUCACACAAUCCUGAUAGAACCUAUACCCCAAGAACACAUCAUACAGGUGGAACCACCAUCCAAGCACCACUUGGUCCAAAUGGACUCCCUAAUCAACCGGAGAUGCUUAACAGCGGAGAAACAGUCGAGGACAUUCCACCAAAAGAUGGGGCCUCUAGCCAAGAAAAGCAACCUACAUCUACAGAUGAAGUCCCCGUACCCAAAAAGCCCUCAACAGAUGGAGACACCAUUCAGGUACUUUGUGCCAAGGGAACCAAUGCCACAGGAGUGGUUACCGAUGUCACCACCAGUGUCACCACCACUGUCACCAGCAGUGUCAUCACCACUGUCACCCCAUUACAGCAUACAGAUGGAAUGACUGUGACAGUGUCCGACACUCAGCUUGACAGAAGCUCAGUUCAUUCUUUGGCAAAAGAUACUGAUUUGGCCAGAAGCCCAAGUCCUGCUAUGGGAUCGAAGGCCACUGAAAUGCAGACCACCAGUGAUAGAUAUGAAACUAAUGAAAUUGUUGGUAAUGAGUUAAAAGCAGAAAAAAAAGAAACAGUGGAUACCAACGAGAUUGAUGUUGUUACUGACAAGAUAAGAGAAAUAAGAAUGGGCAUGGAUAAACCCAAAGAUGAGUUCAGAUGUGAUGAAAAAGCAAAAGAAGCCACAGAGGCAACAAGUACCUGCCACUCAGGUGCAACAUUAGGAGAAGCAGUGUUUGAAACUAUCCAUGUGUAUAAAGAUGAGGAGCGUGGUACAGAUGUUAGACGAGUUGCAGAAAAAGAUGACAUGUGUAAGGAUAAGGAUACACCAGCUGCCAUGGAAACAUCUGUUGCUAAGGAAAAGCAAGAUUCCUUUGAAACACCAGUGAAAGAUGGCCAUGUUGGAAAUGAGGAAAAGCCUUACUUCACACCUACUGGUUUGACUCCCCGUCAGGCGAAACUGGCAUGGGAUGCCAAAGAAAACCAGUCACCAUUACUGAUGCAGUACUAUCAAAACAAGGCACGCCUACCACGCAACCAGAGACCCUCCUUACCUCUGACGUCCAUAAGUGACAGUGAAGUCAGCUACUCCCAUAAUGAAACACUGGAAAUAUCCACAUGCAGCAAUUGCCGCUGCCAGAUGAAUCAUUCCAACUACAGUGAAAUGGAUGACACCAACAAUGAAAGUGAAUGUUGCUGUGCAGAAUGUGGUGCCAGCUCAUUUACGUCGGUAAGCAGUGACCAAUCGAAUCCCAGCAUUCAGGAAAUUAGCCAAUCACAAACUGAGGAAAUGUCCAGUUCAGAAGAUGAAGAAGAUGGAGCAGAGGAUGAAGUUGCUGAGGAUGAAAAUAAGAACAUGGAAGUGAAAUUACCACCCUUCUAUACUUUCCACCAUCUUAAAUAUGAAGAUAGAUACAAGAUUUAUAAAAAUAUUUUAGUGGACUGUGCCCCAGAGGACGUACACCAGGCUUUCCAGGAGCACAUGAUGGAGGCAAUGUGGCCGUGUCCAUGGAAAGCAGUGUGGUCAAGUUGUAUAGCCAGUGAGGAGGAUGAAGAAGGCUCUGAAGAAAUGUUUGAAGUUCUUGUUUCGGUUCGGAAAAUCUACUUGGACAAAGAGUAUGCCAAGGUCCAUCUGGUCCGACCGUUUACCUGUACCAACCCCAAGAUGACCCAGUGUGAGUUCUACACCUGGCUCCGGAUGGACAUGAUGAACGUGGUGCCACUGUACGAGAUCUAUCCCAUCAAAGACGAGGGGCUCAAUUACCUGGAACCCAUAGCUAAAGCCAUAGACAGUGCCAGAUUUUUCUAUCAAUAUUUGUGGAGGUUCUGGGAUUCAGAAGAGUCAGAUGACUAUGAGUGGAUAUCAAGACACUUGGAAAGAAGAUUACGACUAUACUAUGACAUCCAGGAAGGCAAGGUGCCAGAUGCUAGUAACUUUAAAAAACGCUUUGAAACCAUGGUGAUAGAGGCAAACGAAAAACACUCUGAAUUGGUCGACCUCUACUCUGCGGUCAGUAUGUCCGACUCGGACACUGACCUCAACGCGACUGACCAGGAAUUGACCCAGUGUGCCGAUGACCUGAAGGUUCUGAGGGAUAAACUGGAAAUGAUGGAAGACCCUGUUCUAAGGUUACAGGUCCUGGGAACAGUUGAAGAUACAGACAAGUAGAAAGCCCACUUCCUACUGUCCCUCUACCCUAGCCAUUUGACAGUUGGAGGCAUGCAUUGCACAAUGAAGUUUCAUAUAGCAAAGAAAUGAAUUUUCUUGGAAAUUUUUUUUGCUUUGUAAAGGUCUUACUUAUACACUUGUUGUGUGCCUUAAAUAACAACAGGAGAUCACUGACACACCUCGGGCUGCAUUCUAACUGAGAUCCUCUCUGAAGAUUGGCUGAUUUCCUUGAUGAAGAUCGACUUUUUUAUAGGACUUGACCAGUCAUUAUCUCAUGCUCUUGACGUUAAUGUUCACACCAAUAAUGAAGGUUUUCAGAAGUCUUUCAACUAUAUUGCCAGGUGAAGGGAGCCAGCAGGUGAGUGUGUACAGUAAAUCUUGGGCUGGCUUCAGUGUCAGGGAAAUACUUCAAUUACCAAUUUGAACCUACUUCACCAGUAUCUGAAAUAAUUAUUCAUUAACAGAUUUACUGCACGGGACUGAUAAUUGAUUGGCUCUUCGAAUAAAAGGAUUAUUGCACUUGUGGUCCACUUAUUACAAGAGGAGUGUGCUUGCCUCUGUUUUAAUUGCUUCAGUAUGUUUCAUGCCUCUCUUGCAUAUUGGCCAUAAGCUAAUGGUUUUUAAAUUUUUCGGACUAGUGUUUGAUAAUUUUCACUUACUGUGAGGUUAUCUAGAACCCAAGUUUAGAUUUAUUUUCGGACUGGAGUUAUUUUGUGAAACCAACUUCUUGGUCAUGUUAUUUAGAUCAAGAUAUAAGUAUGUUCAAUUUAAUCUGCACGAUGGUGUUACAUAUUAAAAAUAAUGUGAACUCCUAGUACACAUGGCAUUGUACAGGCAUGGUUAUAGAAAAAAAAAUUAACUGGUAAUAGGUAUAUAUAUUUUUCAUGGCAGUUUUCAUUCCUUAGGACUCCCAAGAACCCCCAUUGUAAGGUCAUUUCUACCCACUCUUCUCCACAUCAUGCCAAAUUAUUUCUGUUACAAUAAUAGUAGUAAACUACUGAUACUUUGCCAAAAAAAUCAAUGUACAUGUAAAGUAACAGCAACUUAACCAAAGGCAUUUACUAAUUUUCCAUUGUAGCCUGUCUAUAAGGACCUGCUGCCAGUCCCAUUUUCUUGAAUCUCGUGGAUUUCUUCAUACUAUUAUUGAAAAGCAAUUAUGAAACUCCAGGUUCAUGUUGCUUCAAAAAUGAUGCCAUGUAAUAAGAUCAUGUUUGUAACAUAUUAUAGUUAACUAAUAAUACAUUGCAAAUGAAUUUAUAGUAAAUAACCUUGAUUAACAUUUAAUAAUGAUCUUGUUUUGACCACGUCUAUGAUUAUGUGGCUUAUUUAGGGCCAAUUACAUUAUCACCCAAACUCCAAUUACUGGAGUUUGGGUGAUAAUGAUCAAUUCUCAUGAACUUAUUUAGUUAUUUCCCCUACAUGCUACACUCUUACGCAAAUAUUGGGAUUUAAGCUGAAAGUAGGCUUAAAAGAUGGAACUUAGUUUAAGAUUUUUAUAGUCCCAUUUUUCACUUACGUGGAAAAGGGAAAAAAAAAGAUUUAUUUUGCACAUAUGUACUAGUACUUGAAAUUAUUCUUUUUAUACUAGCAUGUUAUACAUUAAUAAAACCACAAAAAUAUUUAUAUUACAUUUCUUGCAUGUUUAUUAGAUGUUCAUUAUUGUAAAAUUGUUACAAAACAUUGCUAUAUAUAUUUUUUGUUAUAUCAUUGCCAAUAAACUUUAUUUUCUGUAUGUUUCUCCACUGUUAUCUCUUGACUCCUGAUAAAAUAAAAAAGGAAUUAUUAACAAUAAGCUCUUUAAUCUGAUGAAAAACGUGCCUAACUGCCCCACAUGGUCCUGUUUAUUAAUAAGAUGCACAUGUGACAACAUAAUUAUUUCUUCAACAAAUUGUGCUUGAGAAGCCAAACAAUCUCGAGACCAAAACGCAAUCCACUAAUUAAAUCUCACCACAAACAAAUCGCUACCCAUUUACUUCUAGAGCAUAUGUUGCCUGAAAGAAAACUUGGCAUGACGUCAAGCUCCUCUGGUUGUAAUUAACUUGAAAUUACAAAUAAAAUUUAAAGAAUAUAAAUAAAAGUGUCUUGCCCACAAUGUAGUAGGCUUUGCCCACUGUAAGGUGGAUUUAUUUGAGUGGCUUUAUCGCGGGAUUUCCAAUCUAGGUCUGCCUGGUAAAAAGGAACUUUACCUAAGUUGGGGGGGGAAUUAUUUGACUGAUUUUAUCAAGGGAUUCCUAAUCUCGUCUUGCCACAUCAAAAGAAUCAAUAUUCUUCUGUCUUCUACUUCUGCCCACAUUAUCAAUAAGAUUGUUCUUGGUUCCAAGGAAUUGAAUUUGCUGAUAUCUCGUGAUAGUAAUCACUUCAUUUGAAACAAAACUUUGGUGAAUACCCACCAUUUAUAGCCAGGUCAUUCAGCCAAUUACUACCCCGUUCACAGGUCUACAUGUACCAACACACAACGACCUGUAUGCAUUCAGCCCAAUGCUGCUCUUGUGACAAGAGUGAAAUGUAACCGUUUCAAUACAAUUUUGUUCCAAAGUAAGUGAUUACUAUCACUAAAACAUCACCAAAUAUUGUGUCCACUUAUAGCCUGUUCUGACAAUUUCUCUUCUUCACUGGUCAUCUCAAUUACACAUCCAGUUCAGUCCAUGUUUUCUGACCGACUCGAUAUUCUGACCAUUUAUGGGGCAUCCACAGGUGUCACACAGUCACCGCAUAUAAUGAACCACCUUCCUGUUAUUCAAAUAUCUAAUAAAGCUGAUAACCUCUGAUUUCUCCACUGCUGACCAGUG
Lingula anatina is the source of this 5130-nucleotide messenger RNA. RefSeq lists its product as uncharacterized. Gene Ontology annotation, biological process: spermatogenesis; male meiosis cytokinesis. Lineage: Eukaryota; Metazoa; Brachiopoda; Lingulata; Lingulida; Lingulidae. The record is from RefSeq and is a predicted model, not a curated record.